Messenger RNA from Ogataea parapolymorpha DL-1, 1062 nucleotides. RefSeq lists its product as uncharacterized. Lineage: Eukaryota; Fungi; Ascomycota; Pichiomycetes; Pichiales; Pichiaceae. The coding region runs from base 1 to 1062 and encodes 353 amino acids. The transcript has a single exon. The record is from RefSeq and is a predicted model, not a curated record.
AUGCAAAAUCUGUCCCGACCUUUAACGGCUCGCCGGCUUCCCUUGCAAUCAUUUAUAAGACUAGUCACAACCGCGCAACUGGCGAACCGAAUUCCAGGCGAUAGAUAUUACGAAAUCAAGGACCAUGUGGACGAUUACCUUUACUACAAGUCGCUUACCCCAAGAGUGAGAGAUAUCGUGUAUAGGAAACACAAUCAGCCAGAAGUGUUGACCAGAAAUGCUUUAGAUCUUGAAGGAAGGCCGCUGACACCAAAACCUGUUCCUGGGGCACCAUCAAGAUUGAGAUUUUCGUUUUUCAUUGAUGGACUGUUGGUGCCUACCGAGCUCGACGACUUGUUCCCUGUGAUAACGAAGCUCGAUUUGCAUGCUCCUGAACUUCUCAAUGAAAUGGUGAUAAAGUCAUUUUUGUACAAAGCAGCUGAGUUCAAUAGGUUGUCAGAUGCGUUGAGCCUUGUGUUCCAGCUGAAAACUUACAAAUCCAGUCUUAGAUUCAAUCAGACUGUUUCCGAGGCUGUCAUUCUUUUGCGAGCUCUGGAGAUUGAGAAGAAUAAGAUUACUUCUUUACAAUGGUUCAACGUGAAGACAAGAUUCGUGAGAAGACCAGACCGCAAACACCGAAAGAAGGUGAACGAGCCAAGUUCCUUAUUGACUGAACUUUGCGGAUUUAUUAACCUCCAAAGAGCCCAGGUGGAAGUAUUUGGAGAGCCAGAUGCUUUGGUCAAUAAGGCUGUUGAAAAGACGUUUGAUAGACUGCAAGGCUUUGCUGGAUUUAAUAUUGCAGACUUUGAGAAAUCCAACCUGAUCAAAAUGUACUACGGUCUGGAGCAUAUUUAUACAAUCACAAAAUAUCUGUCGCAUUGUGUUGCCAGGGCUCCAGAGCUAGCAUAUUCAUCCAAGUAUUCUGAGCUUGUGAAACUGAACGAGGCAUUUAUUUCGGAAGCAGAGGCUUUGCAGCAGAAAAUUGGUAAGAAGGAGACUCAGCUCGAAAAGCUGGAGGCACUUAAGUUUGAACGGAAGACACAAUUGGCAGAAAAGACCGAAGAAGCCGAGAAGACUGAGUAA